AUGACUUUCCAAGCUCAUACAUCUCCGCCACCCAUCCAAGGAAUAGCGACAAACAUCCCCCAAACGACCACAGCUUCCGGUCCAUCUUCAUCAUCUUUACAGUCUUCUGCCCCUCCACCCGUCCCUCCUCGGCCAGGGGUCGAACGACCAUCGAAUGCCUUUUUCGACCUAGGCGAGUCGGAGGGAGAAGCGUUCGCAGAUUUUCAAUCCCUCAGUCUGAGUGCGAAACAGGCGAUGGAAAAGUAUGCUAGCAGCCCAAAGAAGGGCAAAGGCAAGGCAGCCGAGCAGCCUCUUACGCGGAUGGUAGACUCGAAAGGCGGGGAGCUCUGGUAUCGGACUUUCCGGUCAGAAGAGGAAGAUCUGGAGGGGAUCAUCAAACUGGUAGAAACGGAGCUGUCAGAGCCGUAUAACGUGUAUACAUAUAGAUACUUUCUCUAUGACUGGCCAGAUCUUACAUGGGUCGUCUUCCCUACGUCAAGUCCAUCUGCAGGCGAACAGCCUAUAGCAACAGUCAUUUCAAAACUCGACUCCCACCGGUGCAAAUACCGCGGCUAUAUUGCCAUGCUCUCCGUGCACCCUUCGUACCGGCGCCGGGGGAUCGCGAGGAAGUUGGUGGAUAUUACUAUCGAGGAGAUGCGCCAGAAAGGGGCACAUGAAGUCAUGCUGGAGACAGAGUUUGAUAACGAUGGGAGUUUGGCUUUGUAUGAUGGGAUGGGGUUUUUGAGGGAGAAGAGGCUGUGGAGGUUUUACAGCAACGAGAAGGAUGCGUUCCGACUGAUACUACCUCUCCCUAAUGAAAGCGACGACGAAGAAGAACCAGGACUGCGUCGGAUCGUGGAAGAUGACGAAGAUGACCCUUCAUCGGCUUACUUUACAUGA
Cryptococcus wingfieldii CBS 7118 is the source of this 879-nucleotide messenger RNA. RefSeq lists its product as hypothetical. Gene Ontology annotation, biological process: N-terminal peptidyl-methionine acetylation. Gene Ontology annotation, molecular function: protein-N-terminal amino-acid acetyltransferase activity. The transcript is spliced from 3 exons. Gene Ontology annotation, cellular component: NatC complex. Bases 1 to 879 code for a protein of 292 amino acids. Lineage: Eukaryota; Fungi; Basidiomycota; Tremellomycetes; Tremellales; Cryptococcaceae. The record is from RefSeq and is a predicted model, not a curated record.